This is a messenger RNA of Clunio marinus, 1656 nucleotides long. The record is from the annotation of a GenBank genome assembly. NCBI's taxonomy places the organism in Eukaryota, Metazoa, Arthropoda, Insecta, Diptera, Chironomidae.
AUGUGUUCGGAUUUGUCAUGUCCAUUAUGCUGUCUUUCGAAAUUUCCGGAUAUUGAAACAUUCAAAUUAAAUUUAAUCAAAGUAAACAGCAAGCCAAUCAAAUGUCCAUUGUGUGAUGAAAUUCUUUUAGGUUUAGACAAGCUAACGAUUCAUUUGUUUGGGCAUUCAUUACCGACAGAUUUGAAAGCAAACAGUGAGGUUCUUCAUCCAUCUUCAAAAAAAGAACAAAAACCGAAGCAAAGUCGAAUCAAAUUAGUGAAAAUUUCGUCACCAUUAAAAGCAUCGGAAGAGAAGUUUCGAUGUGAAAUUUGUGGCUUUGUGUUUGUCGAUCAACACUUGCUGGAUUUACACUUGAAUUUGGUACAUAAUUUCAUGCCAAAUAACGAUGAAGAACGCGAAAGUACUCAUUCAAUCAAGAAUGAAACAAAAAGGUUUCAAUGUCAUUUGUGCUCAAAACACUUUAAGAUGAAAGGCGCUUUACGUAUUCACAUUCGAGUGGCCCAUUUUAAGUAUCACGAUCAAGAUAAAAAACAAAUAAAUAUUGCAGAUUUCUUAAAAAGCCAAAAGUCUAUUGACCAAUGCACAUUGAAAGCUGAAAGACUAUCAUUGCAAGAACCAGAUAGUUCUGAAAAUAAUUAUUUGGCAGUUGUUCCCUCUCCUGCUUCUUGCAAAGCGCCGUCGCCUCAAAGCUCUGUUAACGGCGAUAAUUUAGACACAAAGAGGAGUGCUGAUAAAAGCUCAAAAAUAUUUCAGUGCGAUGACUGUAAAAAAGUUUUCACGACGAAAUAUUUUUUAAAGAAACAUAAACGUCUUCAUACAGGUGAAACACCAUAUUCGUGCGAGAAGUGCGGCAAGAAUUUCUUCUUCCAACAAUCAUUUCAUAAGCACAUGAACUAUCACAACGAUGAGAAGCCUUAUAAAUGCGCGGAAUGUGGACGAAGCUUCAAAGAACUUUCGACUUUGCAUAAUCAUGAGAGAAUCCAUAGCGGUGUUAAGCCUUUUGGAUGUGAAAUUUGUGGGAAAUUUUUUCGCCAAAGAGUGUCGUAUCUUGUUCACUCUCGUAUUCAUACCGGGGCGCUACCCUAUAAAUGUUCUGAAUGUGGCAAAGGUUUUCGGUACAAGGUUAGUCAACGCUCUCAUAAAUGCAGUGGAGUUCUUGUUAAACAGCCAGGCGAAUUGCUCCAAAAAUUAAUGCAAAAUUCAUCGAUUUCACCGACAUCAACCAUCACAUCACCAACGACGGUUACCAACGUUACUAAUUUAAACACCAAUGAUUUUAUUUCCAUUUCUAAUACGGCACAACACGAAACGCAUGAUUUGUGUUUCGACGAUCUACUCAAAGACGAUUCCUAUGAUAAAAUAAUGAAGAAUAACGUCCAUGAGCCUCAACUUCAAUUCAUUCCACAAAUCUCAACAAAUAAUAGAUUCAACGAGAAUAUGAAUGGGAGUACCAUAGCUUUUAGCAACUUGACGAUAGAUACGAACUAUAACUUGCCAAUUGUCAACAAUAAUCAUAACUUUAAUAUGAAUUAUCCACUUGAAACAAUCAAUGAAGAUUCUAUCAAAGAACUUUUAAGAUCUCUUAGAUGAAUCAAAAAGCUUUUUGUGCAUGUAUGUUUAUUCUUUAAUAUUAUUCAUUAAAAAAUAAUUUAUCAU